Messenger RNA from Sinocyclocheilus grahami, 1304 nucleotides. RefSeq names its product mitochondrial uncoupling protein 4-like. The transcript is spliced from 9 exons. The record is from RefSeq and is a predicted model, not a curated record. NCBI's taxonomy places the organism in Eukaryota, Metazoa, Chordata, Actinopteri, Cypriniformes, Cyprinidae. The coding region runs from base 596 to 1066 and encodes 156 amino acids.
UGUGGUUUUACGUGCCUGACGCUUCUUUUGUAGUCUAGUCUGCAACGUAUUACGUAAGGGGGUCGGUAUAAGUACACCGACCAACCGGCAUGGCUUAAAAAACGGCUUCGCCUCUUAUUAAAGGUCGUAGUCCUGUCUUGUACAAUUGGGAAUCAGAGGACACCUGCAAUGUCUCCUGUACAAGAAAAUUCGCGGUGGCCCCGAGUAUCAAAGUUCACUCUGUCAGCAUGUGCUGCAACUCUUGCAGAAUUAGAUACAGGGUGAAGGUGGUUCCCGACAGCACUGUGGAAGUGUACAGCCUCCAAAACACAGGGGCAUGCUGAGCAUAGCUUUGGGUAUAGUGCGAGAAGAGGGGCCCUUGAAACUGUGGCAAGGGGUCACACCAGCUAUCUACAGACAUAUAUUGUAUUCAGGCGGCAGGAUGUUGGCUUAUGAACAGCUCAGGGAAUCAGUCUUAGGAAGAUCUGAAGAUGGCAUUUUUCCAGUCUGGUGAGGGAAACAUCUGUGAAAUAUGAAACAGGACAGUGAUUAAAGUCUAAAUACAUGGGAUCAGCAUGUGUUCUGUGAUGUGUAUAAGAAAGCAGUGAUUGGCAGUAUGAUAUCAGGUGCCUUGGGCCAGUUCAUCGCUAGUCCAACAGAUCUAGUGAAGGUUCAGAUGCAAAUGGAGGGCAGGCGCUGUCUGGAAGGGAAGCCGCCAAGAAUACAUGGGGUUUACCGUGCUUUUACGAAGAUCAUAGCAGAGGGAGGAAUACGAGGCCUUUGGGCUGGAUGGGUUCCCAGUGUUCAGAGAGCUGCACUGGUCAAUUUAGGAGAUCUCUUGACAUAUGAUACCGUAAAGCACUUUCUACUGAGAAACACCUCCAUACCAGACAACAGCAUUUGUCAUGGAUUGGCAAGCAUAUGCUCAGGAUUGGUUGCAGCUAUUAUGGGAACACCAGCUGAUGUGGUGAAAACUAGAGUAAUGAACCAGCCACGGGAUUCAAAUGGAAGGGGUCUUCUCUACAAGUCUUCUACCGACCGUCUGGCUCAGUCAGUGAGAAAAGAAGGAUUUUUUGUCACUCUAUAAAGGAUUUCUACCAACUUGGUUUAGAAUGGCUCCCUGGUCUUUGACGUUCUGGCUUACAUUUGAGCAAAUGAGACGAGCAAUAGGCAUCAGCUCAUUUUGAUGAUUUUAAGAGUUGGACCUAGAGUAUUUUUCUGAGCUGAACAUUCCAGACCUAAUUUUUUAUAGGUGUGAAUUUAGUCGUAUACAGGUACACGCUGCAGGACAUGAAUAUUAGGAUAAAGUUAAGAUUGAUCACUGU